GAAAAGAGGAGGAAGUAGGAGGCAGCCAAAGCUCUUAGAAUGGCAAGAGCCAAGCUGAAGAAUUCCCCAUCCGAGAUCAAUUCACAUGUAAAAACUGUCCCACCAGCAACGACAGAGGAUGUCCAUGGGGUCAGCCCCUUGUUACCAGCUCGGAGGAUGGGAUCCUUGGGGAGUGAUGUCGGACAAAGGCCACAUGCAGAAGAUUUCAGUAUGGAUUCCUCACUUUCACAGGUACAGGUUGAGUUCUACGUAAAUGAAAACACCUUUAAAGAACGUCUUAAGCUGUUCUUCAUCAAAAACCAAAGAUCAAGCCUAAGGAUACGGCUCUUCAACUUCUCCCUGAAGCUUCUCACCUGUCUUCUCUAUAUUGUACGUGUUCUGCUUGACAAUCCAGCAGAGGGAAUAGGAUGCUGGGAAUGCGAAAAGCAGAAUUACUCAACCUUCAACCAGUCGUCUACAGAAAUAAACUGGGCUCCAAUCUUAUGGGUGGAUAGAAAAAUGCCGUUAUGGGCAAUACAGGUUAGCGUAGCUUUAAUCAGCUUCCUAGAGACCAUGCUUCUCAUCUAUCUCAGCUACAAGGGAAACAUCUGGGAGCAGAUUUUUCGCAUUUCAUUCAUCCUUGAAAUGAUCAACACGGUGCCCUUUAUAAUCACAAUAUUCUGGUCCCCUUUACGGAAUUUGUUUAUUCCAGUUUUUCUGAACUGCUGGCUGGCCAAGUACGCCCUGGAAAACAUGAUAAACGACCUGCACCGAGCGAUACAGAGGACGCAAUCCGCCAUGUUCAAUCAGGUGCUGAUUCUGAUUUGUACCCUGCUGUGUCUUGUUUUCACAGGAACCUGUGGCAUCCAGCAUUUAGAAAGAGCAGGCGACAACCUCUCCCUCUUCAAGUCCUUCUACUUCUGUAUCGUCACCUUCUCCACCGUGGGCUAUGGAGAUGUGACCCCAAAGAUCUGGCCCUCGCAGCUCCUGGUGGUUAUAAUGAUUUGCGUUGCCCUUGUUGUGCUGCCCCUCCAGUUCGAGGAGCUUGUGUACCUCUGGAUGGAACGUCAGAAAUCAGGAGGGAAUUACAGCCGCCACCGAGCACAGACGGAGAAACACGUUGUCCUUUGUGUCAGUUCCCUCAAGAUUGACCUCCUGAUGGACUUUCUGAACGAGUUCUAUGCCCAUCCCCGGCUGCAGGAUUACUACGUAGUGAUACUUUGCCCAACAGAAAUGGAUAUACAAGUUCGGCGGGUCCUUCAGAUUCCUCUGUGGUCUCAGCGAGUGAUAUAUCUUCAGGGAUCUGCACUGAAAGAUCAGGAUCUCAUGAGAGCAAAGAUGGAUAACGGAGAGGCCUGUUUCAUUCUCAGCAGUCGAAACGAGGCGGACCGCACGGCCGCGGACCAUCAGACCAUCCUGAGAGCCUGGGCUGUGAAGGAUUUUGCUCCCAACUGCCCCCUCUAUGUUCAGAUUCUAAAGCCUGAAAACAAGUUUCAUGUCAAGUUUGCUGAUCAUGUGGUCUGCGAAGAAGAAUGCAAAUACGCCAUGCUGGCUUUGAACUGCGUCUGCCCAGCAACCUCCACGCUCAUCACCCUGCUGGUUCACACAUCCAGGGGCCAAGAAGGCCAGGAGUCCCCGGAGCAGUGGCAAAGGAUGUACGGACGCUGCUCAGGCAACGAAGUGUACCACAUCCGCAUGGGGGACAGCAAGUUCUUCAUGGAAUACGAAGGGAAAAGCUUCACCUAUGCUGCCUUCCACGCACACAAAAAGUACGGCGUCUGCUUGAUCGGCAUCAGGAGGGAAGAGAACAAGAGCAUCCUGCUGAACCCUGGGCCGCGGCACAUCAUGACGGCGUCUGACACCUGCUUCUACAUUAACAUCACCAAGGAGGAGAACUCUGCCUUCAUAUUCAAGCAGGAGGAGAAGCAAAAGAAGAAAGGCUUUGCAGGGAGAGGGAUCUAUGACGGCCCAUCCAGGCUGCCUGUUCACAGCAUAAUUGCAAGUAUGGGUACAGUAGCCAUGGACCUGCAGAACACAGAAUGUCGCCCUGUUAACAGCAGCAAGCUAACCCUGCCAUCAGAAAAUGGCUCGGGUAACAGACGGCCCAGCAUUGCCCCGGUCCUAGAGCUAGCAGACAGCUCCUCCCUCCUGCCCUGUGAUCUGCUCAGCGACCAGUCAGAAGACGAGAUGACGCAGUCAGAUGACGAAGGACUUACUGUUGUAGAAUAUGUGAAAGGCUACCCCCCGAACUCGCCCUAUAUUGGGAGUUCUCCCACUUUGUGCCACCUUCUACCUGUAAAAGCCCCUUUCUGCUGCUUGAGGUUGGACAAGGGCUGCAAGCACAACAGUUAUGAAGAUGCCAAGGCCUAUGGGUUUAAGAACAAAUUAAUUAUAGUUUCAGCAGAGACUGCUGGGAACGGCCUGUAUAAUUUCAUCGUCCCUCUCCGUGCAUACUAUAGGUCCCGGAAAGAGUUAAACCCAAUUGUAUUGCUACUGGACAACAAGCCUGAGAACCACUUCUUGGAAGCCAUCUGUUGUUUCCCCAUGGUUUACUACAUGGAAGGCACGAUCGAUAACCUCGACAGUUUGCUGCAGUGUGGGAUCAUUUAUGCUGACAACUUGGUGGUUGUGGAUAAGGAAAGCACAAUGAGCGCAGAAGAGGAUUACAUGGCAGACGCAAAAACAAUUGUCAACGUCCAGACCAUGUUCCGGCUGUUUCCAAGCCUUAGCAUCAUCACCGAGCUGACCCACCCGUCCAAUAUGAGGUUCAUGCAGUUCAGAGCAAAGGACAGUUAUUCCUUGGCCCUCUCCAAACUUGAAAAGAAAGAGCGAGAGAAUGGCUCCAACCUUGCGUUCAUGUUCCGGCUCCCGUUUGCUGCCGGCAGAGUGUUCAGCAUUAGCAUGUUGGAUACAUUACUCUAUCAGUCGUUUGUGAAGGACUACAUGAUCACCAUUACGAGACUGCUGCUGGGCCUUGACACCACCCCGGGUUCUGGCUACCUCUGUGCUAUGAAAAUCACUGAGGAUGACCUGUGGAUCCGGACGUAUGGCCGUCUCUUCCAGAAGCUUUGCUCUUCCAGUGCAGAAAUUCCCAUUGGGAUCUACAGAACUGAAUCGCACAUGUUCUCAACCUCUGAGCCUCAUGACAUCAGAACUCAGUCGCAGAUCUCAAUCAAUGUCGAGGAUUGCGAGGAUACAAAAGAUGUCAAGGAGCACUGGAACAUCAAGACAAGCCAUCACAGGAACUCCUGCUCGAGCGACCAGUCUGAACACCCCUUGCUACGGCGCAAAAGCAUGCAGUGGGCACGCAGGCUCAGUCGGAAAGGAAACAAGCACACAAGCAAAACAGCGGAGUGGAUCAGCCAGCAGAGGUUGAGUCUGUACAGGAGGUCGGAGCGGCAAGAGCUUUCAGAGCUUGUCAAAAACCGAAUGAAACACCUGGGUUUACCUACAACUGGGUAUGAGGAUGUAGCAAAUUUAACAGCCAGUGAUGUGAUGAAUCGGGUAAACCUUGGAUAUUUGCAAGAUGAAAUGAAUGACCAUCAGAACACAUUAUCCUAUGUCCUGAUUAACCCGCCGCCGGACACCCGACUGGAACUCAACGAUAUAGUGUACUUAAUACGAUCCGACCCUCUCGCUCAUGUAGCCAAUGACUCCCACAGUCGAAAGAGCAGCUGCAGUAACAAGCUGGACCCGUGCAAUCCUGAAACCAGAGAUGAGACGCAGCUCUAAACAGCCUUGCCACGGCCCAGGUCUUCGUCUCAUAUUGCUACUGCAUGGAACUGGAAGAGAAUUUACUAUACACUGGACCCAAGGGGAUGGAUUCUUUGGGGACAAAAAUGGAUUCCAGGUGGAACACUUAAAAGAAAAAAAUCCAGGGAACACUAAUUGUCAGUGGGUUCCAAUGCCCUGGCAGAUUCCUCUGCAUUGCACUAAGAAAAUGUAAUUCCCAACCUGGAGUCAAGCGGCUUAGAAAUGCCUUGAAAGGAAGCUCUUCAAACCUCGGCGUUAAAGGACAGUUGGCCAAAUAAAAGGCUCGAGGAUUCAUACAGUUAUUUGUUUUUAACUUUUUUUUUUUAAUAUAUACCGCAACUAGUGAAACAGUCUUCAUUGGUACUGGCAGACGUGGCCAAAGCGAACAGAGACUACAACUGAAACCUGAUUGACUAGAAGGCUCGGGCUGAAAAACACCCCCAAACACUGCCGGUCACGUUGUACCCAGUGGAACGUGGAAGUGUCAGGGCGAGAGAGAAAAUUAUCAUGUAGCCUUUUUAUUUAUGUUUUCAGUGGUAUCCUUCUCACUGCAGGCUACCCAAUCGUCCUAAUGUUCUUCAGCAUUUGUUGCCUUGUUUUCCAUUAUGGGGAAAGAGAGAGAUGGGGGAGGGAGAGAAGUGACUGAGACAUCACUCACUUUUAAUUAUCCAUAUUCAGUUCUGAUAUGAUCGCAAAUCAUGCCAUUGGAAGCUCCAGCAAGCUGCUGAGGUGGGACAAGAAACCCCUUAAGCUAGAGGGCUACUGGAAGUGUGUGAUUUGUCCGUAGGCGCUGGGGCUCUGAGCCACAGCCGUUGUCGAAUUACAGCAGUCUAUGUUUAUCGUUCUGUCAAAAGCCUGUGCCAAAUCCACCGUUCCUUUUAAAGUCUCAUAAACAGGCAAACUGAGGACCAAAAUCAUCCCCGUGCUGUGUUCAUAUCUACAUGGAAACCCUGGUUCAACUGGGCCCCCAGACUUGCACCCACCCCGAGACUUUGCCACAUCCCCGCAUGUCAAAUACCAGCUCUGGCUGGCAGUAUUAUUUAAACGGGCAACCGUCCUAGUCUAGCCAUACGUACUGAGGAUUAAAGUCUCCUAGGGUACAAGCCGCAGUUUUACAAAGAAGGCUGCUGUAGUCACACACACGUUAGGAUAACUGAAGUCUCUUAUCGAGAUAGAAGAUAAGUGCAGCUUUAUUGCAUCUGGAUUGGACGUGGCCAGCACCUCUCGUCUAAAGACUUCAUUAAAGCCACAACUAGGGCGUCACUGUCCCCUAUUGCGCCCUGCAGCCCACUGGAAGGGUUGCUAUGGCUGAGCCACAAUGCUUUACUCGAAGUGCUUGGUUACAAAGGGCCUUAGGCCACUAACCGCCACUUUAGGAGCGAAGUCCACUAUCAGCUACCCCCGGCCCGCACAAAACACCCGCUCAGCUGCUGCCUAACCCAGUCGGUGCCUCAACCCACUCGGUGCCUCAAUUUUCACUGUAAAAGACCCUACACGCCUAAGAUUCUGCCUCUGGGCCAUGUGUGCUGUUGCCUUAGUCUGGGGGGCUGGAUGCCUGUGCCCCAGGGGAAGCGAGGCCUUAUCUCACCGGCCAAGCCCAUGCCAGUAGGUGCUCAGAGGGCGCCCAGGAGAGUGGCUCCCUGGCCAGAGGCGAUAGUGGUGCUGGCCCCCAUUUUAUAGUUCAGGGCUUAGCACCCUCACCUAAGAUGGGAGCCCCAGCUUCAGGUUGAGGGGGAGAAAGGCUUGGAGCAGGGGAGUGCUCUGACACUGAGCUAUGGGAUGGCGCGAGGGGCUUUGGCUCGCUCUUCCAUGUUGGAUAACUAGAGACAUUGGCAGAGGGGAACUGGCUCUUGGCUCUCCCACCACUCAGAGUUGGGGGGGGGACCCGAGGCAGCCAUCUCAAGCACUCGUGCUCAGGGGGCUAAUGGUUAUUUAAGCCCAAGUGGACCAGGCUUUAACAAGCUAGACUGUGGGAAACCCACCUGAGUGUGUCCCAUAGCUGAGGGGUAGAACACGUCCUAGAGAGGUGGAAAACCCAUGUUCAACUCCUUUCUCCCUACCACGCAGAGGGGGGAAUUAACCCUGGGGAAUGUGGGUCUCCCACAGCCUGGGUGAGGGCACUAAUCACUGGGCUGCAGGCAGGCGGGCGGGGCAGCAGCAGCUUCGCUACCUGUAGGAGAGGUUCACACCUGUGACUUCCACGCAGCGCUAGACACCUCAUUGCCACCCAGAUUUAGGCACUGACCUCCUUGAGAGGGGUGGGGGUCUAUAGUACCCUUCUCAUUGCCCUCUACCAUUGACUAACCUCAGCGGCUUCCCUGCUCCGUGCGCUGGCUUUUAUGGAAUCCACUCCUAGGUGCCUCUCUCUUCCCAGUCAUUGUAAUAGGGAGCCAAGGCUUCAAAUCAGCCCUUGUGAUGCUCAGUGAUUUUUCCAGGUGCUUAAAAGUUACCCUCCCACUGUUCAACAGACAAUGCCCAAGUCUCUUUGCAACUCUGGUCCAAAAUUUAGUCAAUAGGCCUCAUUUCGUACCAGAGUCCACGUCUACAACCACUAACACAUAUAGGUAGGUUAUGCCAGUGACCUCAUGUCGUUACAGGACUAGGCCCUAAGAGAAAAUUGGGGGCUCCAGGAGGGAGUUUGGGUGCAAGGCUGGGGUCUGGGCUC
Messenger RNA from Trachemys scripta elegans, 6397 nucleotides. RefSeq names its product potassium sodium-activated channel subfamily T member 1 (gene KCNT1). The record is from RefSeq and is a predicted model, not a curated record. Gene Ontology annotation, biological process: potassium ion transport. Gene Ontology annotation, cellular component: membrane. The transcript is spliced from 32 exons. Lineage: Eukaryota; Metazoa; Chordata; Testudines; Emydidae. Gene Ontology annotation, molecular function: intracellular sodium-activated potassium channel activity. Bases 40 to 3711 code for a protein of 1223 amino acids.